Molecule: messenger RNA, 1164 nt
Organism: Eimeria necatrix
Lineage: Eukaryota; Apicomplexa; Conoidasida; Eucoccidiorida; Eimeriidae
Exons: 1
Coding region: 1-1164 (387 amino acids)
Source: RefSeq, a predicted model, not a curated record
AUGCAGGAAGCCGGAGAGACCCUCUCCGGUGGAAGAAAUGGUAGCUUCUGCAGUCAGGAGCAUAGCGUACCAACUAGUCCUUUAGGAACAAGCAUUGCUUUCGACGCAGUCAGUGGCCUUGAAAACUUGCCUUCUUCCUCGGAAAGGCACGUGCUUGAUCUGCUUAACUCAUGCGCUGACAACCUACAAGAUAAUAACUCAUGGAACCACCCAGUAGUAUCAAAUAAUGGCAGCUUGGAGACUGGCUCCAAAGAAAAACAACAACUGACACCCCAAACUGAAGGACCUUCUGAUGCGGAAGAAGAAUCGGCGACACCAUUUGAUAAACGCCCAUCAUAUAUUCGCAUUGCUCGCCGACUGCAGCGCAUUCGUGUUCUCCCUGCCCUGAUCAGCUGCUUUUUUGCAUUACUAGUCACUUGUGCUGUAUGCGGUGCUGAAAUAGCAAUAAGCUCUGCGAAUCUCUCCUCUUCGAUUGCUUUUAUAUGUUGCUCAGUCGUUGGUUGCAUACUUGGCGCAUUAGCAGCAUGGAACAAAAGCCACGUUCUUCUUGUUGGCCUGGUGCUUUUAGAGGUACUCUAUGCUCUGUACUCAAUAGCCUUCGCCGCAGUUGGGCUCUCUAACGUGCGCCUACUACAAACAAGACAACAAAUUCUGCAACAGGACGGGACUAUGCAGCCGGAGCAGCGGGAAAACGCUUUAAAGAUUACCCGCCGUAUGUUAAUUGAGCAGGCUAUAUUUGCCGGGCUAUAUUUUUUUAUUGCAGCAGCCCACUGCUGCGCCGCAGCUUCAGCGAACCAUCUCCGUGCAACUGUGAGGCCAUUCGACAGCCGUCUACGAAGAAAACGGCAGAGGGCCAGGGCUAUGAGAAAGUUGAACUUGCGCCUACUCUCUGUAAAGGACGAUUCUGCGGCAAAUUCGUUGCUAGCGGCGGCAGCACAAAACCCCUCGAAAGACCUUCAGGACGCGAUUGAUUGUCAGACAAGCCAAAAUAACAAACUCGGUGAUGACGACUCUCAUCUUGUUGAUACUGUGCCACCUGAAGAGGAACUACUUGCAAAGAACUCUGCAAGCAUAAGCAUGGAAAACAGCUCCUUUGAUGAGACGGGCUCAUAUCGCCAGAAUGCAUGGAAAGCAGAAGAAAUCCCUCAUGCAGAUGUUUCCUAA